Mesorhabditis belari is the source of this 1848-nucleotide messenger RNA. NCBI's taxonomy places the organism in Eukaryota, Metazoa, Nematoda, Chromadorea, Rhabditida, Rhabditidae. The record is from the annotation of a GenBank genome assembly.
AUGCGGUUUUGUAAGUGGAUCACGAAAGCCUACGUGCUAAUUCUACACUUCCUUAUCGUCAAUGGAAAACCGAUAUUUGUUCCUUGUCCAACGCUCACUUCUCCCGGAUUUCUUUUUGCUCUGACACCCGAUUGUCAAUUGAUCACCGCUCCAAGCAACAAAGCCGAACAAUUUCAACAAAAAACAAAAGAUGUCUCAGCAACAGGCCCUUGUGAAGUGUCUCCAUCAACUGGCCUUCAACAUCCGAUCGUAAUGGUUUCUUCGCUGAAGUUGUUACAAGAGGAUGAACUGCCCGAUAUUCGAAUUCUUUAUCAGUCAAACAAAGAACGAAGAAUUGUGCGAAUUCCUUCCUCAACAUGGUCGUUUGAUGAUAUCCAAAAACUGUCUUUGGAUUCAUUAGCGAUAAAAUUACAAUUGCCUGAUGAAUUUAAGGAAAAUUACGCUACUUGUUCAAUGUUGGGUGAUGAUUCUAUGAGAUGCUACCGGAUAAGUUCAAAUACCCUUACUGAAGUCAAUUUGAUCUACAAUGAAUUCGCCGUCAAUGAAAAGAAACAAUCAACCAGUAUUGAAGAUCAUAGAAUUGUCUUGCCCGCUUCUUCACUUGCCACGAAUGUCCCGGUUUCUUCUUUUACAAAUGAAAAUGGAGAUGUUGAUCUUCUUGUAACUCACGUUAUGAAAUAUUUGUGGCGUGUUAGUGGCAUCGAUCCAAAUCCUCAUACAUUUUCGAUGAUUCAUGUUCCAACAAAGAUAACUCCAGCUUCAUUGCCUCAUUUUUCCCUUCCACUCAUCGCUUCACCUCUUGGGGUUUCAUCGGCUGUUUGCGAAAAUCGGAAAUCUUCAGAUCCGCCCGAUUGUGUCCAUUAUUUUACCGAUAUGGGAUCUUAUUCACAAUGUUUGGUCAAGACUUCAUUCAAAAUAUUGGUCGGUUUGAUUCCCGGCGUGAAAAAUGAGCCUCGUCCUCAACGAAGAGCGCUAAAAGACUCAAAAUCGGAAGCAUCAACCGUACAUACAGUAGAAGCAAACGGUGAAGCUCAUAUGAAUCAGAGUGUGAUUAUUGAACCUGAAAACCCACGCGAGUUUAAGACCGACAUCAGAGUUCUACAAGCACAGCCGACCAAUCCAUGGGCUAUUGCUAUUGUGGCUGUUAUUUUUGUUGUCAUUUUGAUCUUGAUAUUACUUUUCCUCAUUUGCUUGUUGUGUUUCAUUCACCGACACUUCCGGGAGAAAAUGGUCGAGAAGGAAAAAGUGCACAAGGAAUUCUCGCGUGUUUCUGUCCAUAAUGCUGCCACAAAAACGGACAUUGAACAGUUGAUGCAAGCAGUGAAUGCGGCGAAAGAAAUGAAUGAGAAGGCUUUGCACCGAUGUUCACAACAGCAGCCAGUGCAGAAUGAGUGGAUGCUUCCUCAGAAGAAAUUGGAGCUUGCUGAAUUGAAGAAGGAAGCUCAAUCAAAAGUUUUGACAUUGGAGACCCCGGGUGAUAGAAAUGAAAAGAAACCAGAGAAAGAAAAACCAGGAAAGAUUAAAGUUCAUGUAACUCUCAAAGAAGAUUCAGAAUCUGCAACAAGAACUUUUGAUAAGUCAACGCCGCCCGAUGAUGCACAAAACAGUUCUAAGACUACAUGGACUUCGACAGUUUCGACUCAACAAAAACCAACAGAACCACAAUUCACCUCAUCCACCUAUCAAGAAUCGUCAACAAAAUAUCUAACGGAAACUCUGUAUCAGAAACAACCAAAUGUUCGUCAAAUAGAUCACGUGUGUGUUCAAAAGCCAUUCUUUGGAAGGGUGCGAGGUGACGUGAGCGUCAACGAUGGACAGAAAAAGAAAUUCGUUCUGGGACCAAGGAAA